AUGGCUAGCAGGUCAAGGAGAAACCAACCCGGAACUUGUCCUGAGUUUCCAUGGUACUCUUUCCUACGAGAUGUUGCACCCGCGGUACGCGCACGUUGGACUGCAAAGCUAGAGUUACUGAGGAAACGACGAGUGCAUGUUCCAGCCGUAGUUGAUUGGUAUUGGAUUGGUCAAUCGGGUUUGAUGGAUGCCGUGGAAUCUUAUUUUGACAAGUUGUUUAAUGGAGUUGAUGGCAAAUUCAUGUGCUUAGGGUGGAGACGGAUCUUUGAAAUCCAAGAGGUGGUUUAUAUAGAAUCGGUUCAUGAGUUUCUGGCCACAGUUUCUUUUGCAAAAACAGAUGGGAUAUAUGCCGAUGAUAACCUUACUUUUUGCAUUAGUGGUGAAAGGCGAUCCCUUAGCCUUGCCGACUUUGCACUCCGGACCGGCAUUUACCUUCAAUCCGAGGUCCAUACACAAUUAUAUCAGCAGUUCAUAGCAGCUUCGAUAAGAAACAUUGAUGGGUUUAAGGCAGAAGACCAUUGGCAUGCUAUAGCUAAUGGAGUUUAUCACAAAGGAGGGGGAUAA
Molecule: messenger RNA, 564 nt
Organism: Lactuca virosa
Lineage: Eukaryota; Viridiplantae; Streptophyta; Magnoliopsida; Asterales; Asteraceae
Source: the annotation of a GenBank genome assembly